Molecule: messenger RNA, 1482 nt
Organism: Prorocentrum cordatum
Lineage: Eukaryota; Dinophyceae; Prorocentrales; Prorocentraceae
Source: the annotation of a GenBank genome assembly
AUGGCUUCUGGCGCCGCGGCCCACCAGCCCGAUGUGGAGGAGGAUAUGUUGGCCAACACCAUGGCAACCAUGAGCCCAGUCAACUCUGUGAAGGCACCCAUGGCAUCUAGCGCCGCGGCUAGUCAGCCCGACAUGGAUGAGGACCCGCUGGCGCCAGCCAUGAGCCCGAUGCCGUCAUACGACGCGUUAGCGGCCACCACCGACCCGCUCGCCGCCACCACUGCUUCUGCGAAGGGCGAGGCGCCCUGCGGCAGGGUUGGCACGGUCUACGCGGCAGGCGCGCGGCGCCCGGGCGCGGUGGACGCCUUGGCUGCCACCGUCGACCCGGGCCGGAUGGCGACAACCAGCUCGGUGAAGGCGGACGACGAGCUGGCUCAGUCGGUCGGCUCCGUCGCCGAGCAGGGGCCGCCCACUGCCGCGCCGCCGCCGGCAGGACCGGCCCGCAAGGCGUCCAUGCAGUCCUCGAGCUCCUCGACGCCCUUCGGGAGCAUGGUGAACUCCAUGGCUCAAGUGUCGCCCCGCGUGCAGGCCGCCUUCGCCCUGCCGCCUUCGCCCGGCGCGCCCGGCGCCCCGCCGCCGCAGGGGCCGCCGCUGGACAGCCCGUUCGGGAGCGUCGCGAGCUCCAUGGCAAUGCCCGCGCCACCUGGCGGCGCCGGCAUGGCGUCGAUGCCCUUCGGCACCGUCGCCGGCAGUCAAGCGCCCCUGCCGCCCGUGCCGCUGGCGGGGCCGAAGACCCUGCUGCCCGGGCAGCAGCCCGCGCCGCUGGGCGGGCCGAGGACCAUGGUUCUCGAGCAGCCGCUGGAGCAGCCGCUGCAGCCGUUGGGCGGGCCGAGGACCAUGCUGCCCGGGCAGCCCGGCGAGCAGCCGCCCGAGCCCCUGGGCAGGCCGAAGACCAUGCUGCCCGGACAGCAGCAGGGCCCGUUCUCUGUCGGCAACGGGGUCAUGCCAUCCAUGCCGCCGGCGCCCGAGCUGUUGCAGCAGUCCUCCGAGCACCAGACGAUGGUGCCCAACCCCUUGCAACCAGGCCCACCUCGGGCGCCCGGCGAGCUGUCCACGGUGGACGAGGGCUGCGAGGAGUCCCAAGCCGGUGGCAGCAUGCCGCCUGGCAGCUUGAUGUCAGCGGGGCUCAACAGUUUCGACGCCGCCUUCCAGGCGGCACCCGAGGCCGCGUUCUACCCGGAGAGCCAGCUGUACGACGCCCAGAUGGACGUGAAAUUCCCUCACAUCAAAGAGUUGGACCACAACGACGUGUGGUACACUGUCGGGGACCCUGAGAUGCGCAUCGACCCUCACUGGCGACAUGAUCAGUGGUGGCUUGCGGCCCCCGUGGACUUCGUGGGGCUCGAGAAGCACGGCUGCGCCAAGUCUGAACGCCUCGCCAUGGUGGACCUCAUCGUCGCCGAGACCAGCCGGGCCGGCCGGAUGCCGCCGCUGCCCGCGCCCGCGCGCUCGCGCAACGCCGACGACUGCCCCAUCUGCUGA